Daucus carota subsp. sativus is the source of this 2526-nucleotide messenger RNA. RefSeq names its product receptor like protein 24. Bases 1 to 2526 code for a protein of 841 amino acids. Gene Ontology annotation, molecular function: protein binding. NCBI's taxonomy places the organism in Eukaryota, Viridiplantae, Streptophyta, Magnoliopsida, Apiales, Apiaceae. The record is from RefSeq and is a predicted model, not a curated record. The transcript has a single exon.
AUGAAGAUUCAAAACUUUAUAGUACUUCUGACUAUAACCCUGUUCCAGAUUUUGUUUGGAUUGGACAAAGUUCUUGUUUCAAGCCAAUGUCUCGCUGAUCAAAAAUCUUUGUUGCUCCAGUUCAAGGAUAGUCUCAAUUUCAACUCGACGUUAUCGACCAAGUUGGUCACUUGGAAUCCAAGUACAGAUUGCUGUGACUGGGAAGGUGUGACUUGCAGCAUUAGUAAAAAUUCAGGCCAUGUUAUUGGCCUAGAUGUAAGCUCUGAGUACAUCUCUGGUUGUCAGCUCAACAUUACUUCAAAUAGUCUUUCUGGUCUUCGAUAUUUGGAGAGAUUGAAUCUUGGCUUUAACAACUUCAAUGCUUCAGAGUUUCCUGAGGGGCUUUCAAGCCUCACCAGUUUAUCAUAUUUGAAUCUGUCGACUGCAGGUUUUGGUGGAAAUUUUCCAAGUUCCAUUGCCAAUCUUACUCAACUUGUUUAUUUGGAUUUCUGGACCAACAAUUUUUCUGGUACAAUCUCUUCCACUCACUUUGAAAAUCUUGUUAAUCUGGAAUAUAUCGAUCUAGGAUUGAAUUUGUUAAGUGGAACUAUUCCAUCGAGUUUGUUUGGACUCCCAUCACUACGUAAGCUUUUCCUCUCUUACAAUGAUUUCCAUGGUUCACUGCCAAACUUUACAAACACACAGUCCUCUCAGUUGAAUACAUUUUAUGCAAGUUGGAACAAUUUGAGUGGACCGAUUCCUAUUUCUUUGUUUGAUCUUAAAAGUCUUGGCAGUUCAUCUUUGUCUCACAACCAACUUAGUGGUGAGUUUCAGCUACAAAAGCUCCACAGAUUCAAAAAUCUCACUUAUAUCAACUUCUCAUUCAACAAUCUGUCAGUGGAAUCAAGACACGACAAUUCAAGCAUAUUUUUGCCUCCAUUGCUUAAGGAAUUUAAAAUGGCUUCUUGCAAAAUCCAACAUUUUCCUGAUCUGAGGCACCUCCCAAGUUUGGUCACUGUAGAUCUUGCAGAGAACCAAAUAUCUGGAGAUAUACCAAACUGGAUCUGGAAUGUAGGAAACGGAGGUCUUCAAUACUUGAAUCUUUCUUUAAACCAGUUUGACAAGCUACAAGAGCCUUUUGUCAUUCAUAAUGUAUCUUGGAUUGACUUGCGCUCUAACAAUUUACGCGGGGAUAUACCAGUACCACCAAAUAAUGUUUUAUUUGCAGAUUACUCUGACAAUUUCUUUAACUCAACUAUCCCUACCAAUAUUAACCUCACCUCUGCCAUAUUCUUUUCUGUUUCAAGCAAUUUACUCAGUGGAACCAUCCCUGUCUCAGUUUGCAAUGCUCCUAACAUGAAGUUUCUUGAUUUGUCAAACAACUAUCUUGUUGGUGGUAUACCGUCAUGUGUAUUUGAAUUUGGCCAGACUCUAGGGGUACUGAGACUGGGAAACAACAGUUUGACUGGUAAUAUAUCUGGAAUUUUUCGGAGUGAUUGUGGUAUAGAAACUCUAGAUCUACAUGGAAAUCUCUUGCAAGGGAAGGUACCAGAAUCAUUGGCAAACUGUCUCAAGUUAGAGGUGUUAAACCUUGGGAACAACCAAAUAAGUGAUAGCUUUCCAUGCUUUUUACAAGACUCUCCCCGUCUGCAUGUCCUUGUGCUGCACUCCAACGCAUUCCAUGGGGAAAUCAUGUGUCAAGAGAGAGAUCAAAGCUGGGAAAAUCUUCAGAUUUAUGAUAUAGCCUCUAACUACUUUACUGGAAAUCUGUCACAGAAUUUCCCAGCUUGGAAAGCUAUGAAGGAUGGUAGGAAUGUUGUUAAUAUACUUGGUUUUGAGUUCCAGAGUUUUGGCAACUCAAGGAAGACCUAUGAAGAUGCUGUGACAAUUAGCAUAAAAGGGAAACAAUUGGAGUUGGAGAAGAUCUUAAAUAUCUUUACCUCCAUUGAUAUCUCAAACAAUCAUUUUGAAGGGAAUAUACCACACACAAUAGGCGAGCUUAAAUCACUCGUGUCUCUCAAUUUGUCACUUAAUGCAUUGACAGGCUCAAUCCCAAAAUCCAUUGGGACCCUGAAACUGCUUGAAACUUUAGAUCUUUCGAGAAACAAGCUAACAGGGAAAAUCCCAGUGGAGCUAGGAGAUAUAUCAUUCCUUGAAGUUUUGGACUUGUCAUAUAAUCAACUCACUGGAAAAAUCCCAACAGGCAGCCAAAUUCAGACCUUUCCAGAGAGUUCUUUUGAAGAAAACAAGGGAUUAUGUGGUCCCCCAUUGCAUAAGUGCAGUGGAGUUCCAGUUAUAACAGAAGAUUAUGAUGACGAGGAUCCUGGUAACAACAUAAAAUGGGAGUUUGUUGCGCCAGAAGUUGGCUUCGCUGUCGGCCUAGGCAUUAUCAUACUGCCCCUUAUAUUUAAUAAGAGAUGGAGGUACUUCUAUUAUAAACAUGUUGAUCAAAUUCUUUCCAGGGUUUUUAAAAUGAAACACCCAAGUGAGAAGUUUUCUGAUAGAAUAAGAAGUCGGGGCAGUAGAAUUCAGAGAGAUAGGAGCUGA